This is a messenger RNA of Manihot esculenta (cassava), 1206 nucleotides long. RefSeq lists its product as uncharacterized. The transcript has 2 exons. The coding region runs from base 367 to 906 and encodes 179 amino acids. NCBI's taxonomy places the organism in Eukaryota, Viridiplantae, Streptophyta, Magnoliopsida, Malpighiales, Euphorbiaceae. The record is from RefSeq and is a predicted model, not a curated record.
ACCACCAAAAAAAAAUUUUGCAAGCUUCACAUUCGUCGUUUUUCUAAAUCAAAUAAACUGUCGAUUCUCCAGGUAGAAAGGAAGAACCCUAAGUGGUCGUGAUCGAGGAGCGAUUCUGGAUUUAUUGUCUUGAUUUCUUCUCUUACUGAUUUGAUGCCCUUCAACUCUUACUUUCCUGAAUUCAGAUUUUCGAACACCUCCUGCAUGUCACCUAGUGUCAAAACGAGCAUUUGCUAAUAUUAAUGAUAUGAAGAAAGUGUGUCUCAUGCUACAUAUCAUAUUAGCCAUAAAUUCUGAAUUUUUUGCUAAUUAGCAAAAUAUCUUCCGUGGAUAGCUUCAGGUACUAUUUCCAGGAUAGUCACUAUUAUGGGUGAUUUUUCAAUUCAUGUUAGUGCUGACCUUGUUAGUAGACUUGUCAAUAACGAUGAGAAGUUAAAGAGGAAACCUAAGAAAACUAAGGUUAAGGUACCCCAAGAAUCUGCCCAUCCCCAAAGUAAGUUGAAUCAAAAGCAACUUCAUGAUGAUCCUGAAACGCACAAAGGGGUUCCUUCUCCAACAAGGCCAGUACAACCGCCAUUGUUCUUGCCUGUAACCCCAUCUGCGCAUUCUUCAAGCACAGAGUUAGAUGCAAUUAGAUCUGCCCUUCAAGAAAGUGAAAGGGUCCUGGAAAAGUUGCAGAAGCAGGAGGAUGGCAUGCUGCAAGUAGUAACAGAAAGAGCCAAGGAUCUUCGUGAUAAGGAAUUUAAGCUUCCAUAUCAGAAGCCUAUGCCCUGUUUGGCUGAUUAUGAAGCUUGCCGGGCAUGCUACAAGGAGAGUGGUAAUAAUAUACUGAAAUGUGCCCCUCUUACUAGGAGCUACUAUGAUUGCGUUCACAGAGUUAAGCAGCAAGUGAGUUUAGCAGAUUAAUAGUUUUUCAUGGAGGAAAAAUUUUCCAAUGCUUCAAUAUACACGAUUCCAUGCUAAUUGCCAGUUUCAAAAUGAUAAAAUUACAUUUUUGCGGCGCAAAUAAAGCAUACUUAGGUUCUUAUUACUGAUAUUGGACCGUAUGCGUUCCUUUCCUAAUGUUAUUUAGGAUUUGUUAGAUCUUUUGUUUCUUUGUAUCUCUGAAGUUCAGAGUCUGAACUGUGUUCUAGUUGAUUUCCAACAAGUUAACUCUCCGAUUUGGACAUUGUAUUAAGCUCUGAAUGCCUACACGUUUCCACAUCA